UUGUGUAUUUUUUCUCAGUCGCAAAAUUUAAUAUAAUGCAAGAAAAAAUGUGAUCGUUUAAUAAAACAAAAAAAUAGAUUAAAUAUGUUAAACAAGUGUAAAAUAUGACCACAAAUAAUAUUCGGAAAUAUUAAUAGUAUUUCUUUGUUUAAAAAGAAAAUUGUAACAAUAGCAACAAAAAAGAUGAGUUCGAGUUGUGAAAGAAUAGAAUGGGUGGAAAUAAUCGAACCACGUACCAAAGAGCAUAUGUAUGCCAAUCUUACUACUGGGGAAUGUGUCUGGGAUCCUCCUGAGGAUGUGCCAAUUAAACGGACCGAUUCAUCACAGUGGUGGGAAUUAUUUGAUACAAAUACGCAGCGUUUUUACUACUAUAAUGCUGCUACACAAAAGACUGUCUGGCAUCGACCGAGCAAGUGUGACAUCAUUCCGCUAGCGAAAUUGCAAACAUUGAAACAGAACACUGAUCCAAAUGAUCGCAAAGAGAGCAGCACACAAACCCAAUCACCAAAAACCACAGCUGCAAAUGCAAAACUGCGUGCAUCACAACGAAACAGUGGUGGACGAGAUGCAGCCGGUCAUGUGUUGCCAACAUAUAAACGUGGUAGCGGUAAUAGUUGUAGCAAUGCUGGGGUAUUGACCGUGCAUGCUAGCUCAGAAGAGAAGCUUACAUCUGAAUUUAUAUCUAGUCCACGUGGGCGUCAGAGUUUUCGAAUUGGGAGUAGUGGUGAGUCACGUUCAAUUGACAUGCAACAAUUCUCAAGACGGUCACAAGAUUCGUGCAAUCAUUAUAAGGAGUCGGGUAAAUCAAGCGAUUCCAGUUUAUCUAGUUUGCAUGGCUAUCGGCGUAUUAAUGAUGGUACUGCUAAUGAAAGUUUACGCUUGGGCUCACUUCAAAAACAUCGCGGUCGCAAAGAAGGCGGCUUUGAUAUGUUGCAAGAGAGUGUAAGUUCGCACAAUUUACCGCAUGCAUCAUCUUUUGGUGGUAGCAGUAGUGUCGCUGUAGGUGACAAAUAUUACGAACAUCAGCUUUUGCCAACACACAUGCAAGGUUAUUGCUCCUCUAAGUCAUCUGAUAUAGCAUCACCUACUCAUUCAAUACAUACACCCCAGCCAAAGAAAAAAAUCUCUCCAGAUGCAGGCUCAAUUCAGCAAUACUCUUUCUCGCGUGCUGCUGCGUCACCAAUUCAGAAGCAACAGCAGCAACAAACAUCACAGCAGUUGCAACCGCAUCAUUCAAGAGUUAGUAGUAGUAGUGGCGGAGGUAAACCAUCACAAUAUGGCUUGGAUUUUGGAGGCGAGCGUGAUCGUGAGCAAAAAGUUUGUUUAGCACGCUCUGGCAGCUUUAUGUCAUCUUCAAUUAAUCCAGCUGCUGCUGGACAUCAUAGUAAAUCGUACCGCAAAUCAAGUGGUGAUACUAAUGGUGGAGCUGCAAGUGAUGAUUCAAUGCAUGAAAAAUAUUUUAAAUCUGUUGAAAAUACGCCACUAUCAAGACGACGGCAUACAACUACUGCAAAAGGUAGUGGAGGCGGUAGUGUUUUUGUUGGAGGUAGUAGUGUUAGCACAAAUGGUAGUGGGAAUCACAAAAAACACUCAAGUGACUCAAGUCCACAAAGUCCUAUCAGUCCACAUGUUAAAACAAAGCCUGCACAAUCUUCUAAUAAUGUCAUAAAUAGUCAUAUAUCAUUUGCUGCGCCUGCUCAUUCUCCUGGGCAUUCCUCUAGUUCAGCUGGUCCUACAAUAGCUUCUAGUCAAAGACAUUUUAAUGAAGAAACUCCUUGCAGUUUGGAUUUGUUAAAUUUGGAUAAAAUCUCUAUAAAUAAACCAACUUCACCACACUUAAGCGAUGUGGUAGUUGUUUCGUCUUCACCAAAUAAUAUUACAUCUCUCAAAAAUUUUCCCUCAUCUGAUAACAUUGGAAUGCUUACACAUUCAUCUCGAGGAUCUAAUGAUUCACGUGGAAAACAUAAAUCAUCCCUAUCUAGAGCGCAAACGCACAACCAGGAUAUACGUGCUAUGAGGCACAAUACAUCAAGUUUGGAUAAACAUAAUCGGCAUUCAAAUGAACAUUACUAUGAUAACAAUAAGCGCGAUAGACGUGAAUCACGUAAGGGAAAACACAAACAUAAUCAACAUUUAAAUGUAGAUAAUAGCGAUGUAGAAUACGAUAAUGGCAACAUAUCUCCAUUAUACAGCAAUUGGGAUCAGGAAAUGCAAGAGCAUUUACUUCCACUUAAGCAUUAUAUCAUCGAGCAAGCUAAACUCUCUGGUCGUUACGUAUUUGGAGAUCCUAUUGAUUCUGACUCAUACCAUUCAGAUACACAAUCAGAGCAUUCAUUAUCUGGACAUGAACCAGAUAACGAAGACUCAGAUGGUUGCUCCGAUACACAUGGUGGUUAUUUAGAACACAAUUAUGGCAUGAUCGAAGAUUAUGCAAAUAUGGGAGAUAGUGUUUCAUACUAUGGGUAUCAGUAUCCUCCAUAUGAUCCAACAGGGCGUGAAGACAUUUCUGAAAAUGUGGAGGCUGUUCUUGAAGGUAUAGGCAGUGGUAACGAUUUACCACUCAAACCAAAGCAAGGUUAUCAAAUCUCUUAUGAUAAAACAAAUAUAUCACAAGCGCCAUCAUCUCCAUUAAAUAAUCACACACAACUAUAUUCAAAUACUCCACCAUUUCUUCACAAUCAGCCGCAACCUCCACCACAUCAACAACUACACCAGGAAACAGAUAAUAAACAAAAACAAUCGCAAACGCUGCCAUCUCCAAAUCGACAGAUUUCACGCAUUGCACAAUCUGCUGUUGAUGGUGUGAAUAUGCAACAUUAUCACAGAGAUGAUACAAAUACCAGUGCUUCUAUAGCGUCUAGUAUGUCUCGUAAUAAAUAUCCACCGCCUUCACUAAAACCAACCAUACAACAAAUAUUUCCUCCAACAGAACGUGUACCACAAGGUCUAGGUGGUAUACCAACACUGGCAUGUAUGAAAGAAUGUGAUAUUGAAAAAUUUGCUGCUGAUAAUUUGAAUUUACACUCAAAGGGUAUUUUUCGAAAAAAGUCUUCCGUACGCGAUAUGUUAAGUUGGACUGCGGAGGCCAUAAGUCGUCCAAUGUUGGCAUUAUCGCGGGAUAAAGCUGAAAAAAAAAUUGCAAUUGAAUUGUUCAAAUUAGUGCAAAUCUAUAUGGCCGAUCGAAAGGCGCGUGCCGGUAUGAGUUUGAAUUCUGUUGCAAUUGAUAUAAUCGUAUCAUCUUUACCGCAACAACAAUUACGUGAUGAAUUAUAUGUGCAGCUUUGUCGUCAAACAACAGAAAACCCGAAACGGGAAUCAUUAAUACGUGGUUGGGAAUUAAUGGCUAUUUGUUUGUCUUUUGUUCCACCAUCACCGACUUUUCAACCAACUUUACUCAACUAUGUGAAUCGCCAUCGGGAUCCAUCGUUUGCAACGUCUUUUCCAGAAGUGGGAAAGUGGCCAAUACAUGUGCAAAUUUCUCAUUACGCUACUGUUUGCUGCCGACGUUUAGAACGAAUUGGCAGUAAUGGUAGACGACAAGCCAAAAAGCCAACAGAAGAUGAAGUAGAGCAAGCGAGGAAUCAAAUUCUACGCAACAGUAUGUUUGGUAACACAUUGUCAGAGGUUAUGGAAUUACAAAAAGAUAAAUUUCAAUUUAGAAAAUUGCCUUGGAUACAAACUACUUUAUCUGAACAUGUAUUAUUGCUUAAUGGCAAACAAACUGAAGGUAUAUUUCGAGUUUCAGCUGAUGUGGAUGAAGUAAAUUGCUUGAAAAACCGUUUGGAUCGAUGGGAAGUUCCAGAUUAUAAAAAUACAAUGGUUGAUGCUCAUGCUCCUGCAAGUUUACUUAAAUUAUGGUAUAGGGAAUUAUAUGAUCCUCUUAUUCCUGAUGAAUUAUACGAGGAAUGUGUGAAUACUGAAAACCCUGAUAAAGCUAAGGAGAUUGUAAAUAAGUUGCCAGAAUUAAAUAAAUUAGUUUUAACUUAUUUAAUACAUUUUUUGCAACAAUUUUCGCAUUCGGAUGUUGUGAGUUGUACAAAAAUGGAUUCAUCAAAUCUGGCAAUGGUAUUUGCACCGAAUUGUCUACGUUGUACUUCAGAUGACCCCAAAGUGAUUUUAGAAAAUGCUCGCAAAGAAAUGUCUUUUAUGCGCACACUCAUACAGCACAUGGACACGACAAAUGUGGCUAAUUUAGUUUAAAGUUCAUAAUACAAUUUAUAAUAAUACAGACCCUUUUGUAUUUUUAAAGUAUGCCUCUUAAACUAUUUUAUUGUAGUACAGCAUAAAAGGCGUAUGUACGACAAAUGUGGCUAAUUUAGUUUAAAGUUAAUAAUACAAUAUAUAAUAACAAACCUUUUUGUAUUUUUAAAGUAUGCCUCUUAAACUAUUUUAUUGUGGUACAGUAUAAAAGGCGUAUGAAUGUUACUAGAUACAUGUAAAAAUAUAAAAUAGUUUAAUAUUAAAUUAAAAAAUAAACAAAAUUUUAUUAUAUUUAGUUAUCGGUGAUAUAUAAGUAAAGUAAGUAAAUGAUAUAAAAUACUCAAUAUCCUCAAUCUUAUCCUUUUUCAAUACUAUAAAAGUAUUUCUUAACUAAAUACAAUGUAAACAUAAAAAAUUAUAAUAAUAUGCUUAUUAAUCUAUAAACGUUUAAAAAUAAAAUUGCUAAAAUAUAUAUUGUAUUUACUAACUAUAUUUGUAUAAUGAUAAAUAAACUUAAACCUAUUACGUAUAUUACACAUGUAUGUACAUUAAUUAAUUUUUCUUAUUAAUUCAUUUGCUAUAAUUACUUAACUGAACGACUAUAAAUUAAGAUAAACAGUGAGCAAUAGAAAUCAGUGAGAAAUUAUUUUAAGAACUUGAAAUCUUUGCGAUGCUAAACCUUUUUCUCUUAAAAACCUACUCAUUUUAAUUAAAAACAUUGCAUUACUAACAAAAACGUGCAAGCAU
Teleopsis dalmanni is the source of this 4947-nucleotide messenger RNA. RefSeq lists its product as uncharacterized. Gene Ontology annotation, biological process: signal transduction. The record is from RefSeq and is a predicted model, not a curated record. Gene Ontology annotation, molecular function: protein binding; GTPase activator activity. Gene Ontology annotation, cellular component: cytoskeleton; cytoplasm. The transcript is spliced from 18 exons. NCBI's taxonomy places the organism in Eukaryota, Metazoa, Arthropoda, Insecta, Diptera, Diopsidae. Bases 184 to 4200 code for a protein of 1338 amino acids.